AUGUUCCCUGCAACCAGACAUAUUUUCUGCCUCAAAUGCGCGGACCGCCUAGACCUGGCUAGGUCGACAGGCACAGAUCGUCAAUGCCCGGCUUGCCAAACCAGCCUUCUCAACCCUGACGACGUUGUUUCUACGGUUCUAAACCCGACCGAUGAUUAUAAAACCAGUGUGCUCAGUGGACUGGAUCCGAAUACUAUCAUGGAGUGCGCCGGAAGAGCACUGGCAUUUUGGGCCUAUCAGACAGCACAGGAAAUAUUCUAUCAAGAAUACCUUGUGAAGAACUUGACGGAUAAGUAUACAGCGUUGAAUAGACAGAUGGACAAGGUUGUCCACGAUGCCAACUCCGAGAUGACGAGCCUCCACCAGCGGAUUGCAGGUAGCUUAUCUCACGUUCUAAAUUGA
This is a messenger RNA of Coccidioides posadasii C735 delta SOWgp, 402 nucleotides long. The record is from RefSeq and is a predicted model, not a curated record. Lineage: Eukaryota; Fungi; Ascomycota; Eurotiomycetes; Onygenales; Onygenaceae.